AACAGUUUUUCUUUCAGUCUCCGAGUUUCCGAGUUGAGGGUUGUGUGAGUAAUAAAAGAUCUCCUGGAAUAAAUGUUUGCAGGGUCUGAAGGAAAUGAGGGAUUUCUUCGAAGGUUUCCUCAUCUUCCUCAGUUCUUAGAAGUUAAUUUCAGGCGUUUAUGUUUUUUUGUUUUAGUUUAGAGGAGUGCAGUAAUCCUUCAGAAAGUAAAAGUCUCGCUUCAACUCGCCGCCAGUUUUAUGUCGUCGUUACAAAUGGAUCAGAAACGGAGUCAAUUACCGUGACUUCACAUUAACUUUUAAUUAAAGCAGAAGAGCUCAGAAGCUCAGACACUUUUGUGGUAUCUCUGCAAUACUUCAUGUAAUAAUAUUCAAAGAUGGAGAUCUCUGAUCUGGACAUAGAUAAUGGAGCCCCAUCUGCUAAAAAGAGAAAACUCCAGAAAAACAGAUCUGACUCACCGACCCCCAGCUGUACCAAGAGCGAGAUAUCCAUAGAGCAGCCUUAUAACUUUAAAGUUGGAGACUCCUCAUCACUACACAGUGCUCAGCAGAAGGAUUCUUUUAAAUCUGAAGACAGAAUGGAAAAGAGCAUCACCACAGACGCAGGGCAAGAUGCUCCUUCUGCUGGAAGCAAGGUAGAGAAAACCAUCAAGUUAAAUCUGAAGAAGAAAUUUCAGUGUUUGAAUGGAGUGAUGAUAAACCCAGGAACCCAAACCCUCCUGAAUGAGAUCUACACAGAGCUCUACAUCACAGAGGGAGACAGUGGAGACGUCAAUAAUGAACAUGAGGUGAGACAGAUGGAGGCAGCGUCCAGGAGAACAACAACAGAGGAAACACCAAUCAAAUGUAAUGACAUCUUUAAACCUUUAUCUGAACAAGACGAACCCAUCAGAUCUGUUCUGACAAAGGGAGUCGCUGGCAUCGGAAAAACAGUCUCUGUGCAGAAGUUCAUUCUGGACUGGGCUGAAGGGAAAGCCAAUCAGGACGUCCACCUCAUAUUUCCACUUCCUUUCAGAGAGCUGAAUUUGAUGAAGGACCAGAAACUGAGUCUGAUGGAGCUCCUUCAUGUCUGUUUUAAGGAAACUAAAGAAACAGAAAUGUCCAGUUUGGAGAAGGUUGUGUUCAUUUUUGACGGAUUGGACGAGUGUCGUUUUCCUCUAGAUUUCCAGAACACAGUGAAAGUGUGUGAUGUAACUGAAUCAGCGUCAGUGCAGGAGCUGCUGAUAAACCUGAUCAAAGGGAAUCUGCUUCCCUCUGCUCUCAUCUGGAUCACCUCCCGACCUGCAGCAGCUGAUCAAAUCCCCUCUGAGUGUGUGCAUCGAGUCACAGAGGUACGAGGGUUCAAUGACCCACAGAAGGAGGAGUACUUCAGGAAGAGAAUCAGUGACCAGAGCCUGGCCAAUAACAUCAUCACACACCUGAAGUCAUUAAGAAGCCUCUACAUCAUGUGCCACAUCCCAGUCUUCUGCUGGAUUUCAGCCACUGUUCUAGAGAGAAUGUUGGGUGAAGCAGAGAGUGGAGAGAUCCCCAAGACUCUGACUCAAAUGUACACACACUUCCUCAUCAUUCAGACAAACAUCAUAAGAGAAAAAUACUCCAAGAAGCAGGAGAGUGAUGAAGAAAUGCUUCUUAAACUGGGACAACUGGCUUUUCAGCAGCUGAAGAAAAGGAACCUGAUCUUCUAUGAGGAAGACCUGAGAGAGUGUGGCAUUGAUGUGAGAGAAGCAGCAGUGUACUCAGGUGUGUGUACACAGAUCUUCAGAGAGGAGUUUGGGCUUCACCACAGUAAAGUGUACUGCUUUGUUCAUCUGAGUGUUCAGGAACAUCUUGCAGCUCUGUAUGUGCACCUGACCUUCAUGAAGGAGAAGAGGAAUGUUCUGAAAGAGACUGAAGAACUGGAGAUAAAAGAAAUGACAGCCUUGGAUGUCCACAAGAGUGCAGUAGAUCAGGCCAUAAAAAGUCAGACUGGACAUCUGGACCUUUUUCUACGCUUUCUUCUGGGUCUCUCACUGGAGUCCAAUCAGAAACUCUUACAUCACUUAGUAACACAGACAGGAAGUAGCUCCCACAGCACAGAGGAAACAGUUCAGUACAUUAAGAAGAUGAUCAGUGGAGAUGUUCCUACAGAGAAAUCCAUCAAUCUGUUCCACUGUCUGAAUGAACUGGGUGAUAAUUCUCUAGUGGAGGAAAUCCAACGCUACCUGAAAUCUGGAAAGCAAAGUGAACUCUCUCCUUCAGAGUGGUCUGCCCUGGUGUUUGUGUUACUGACCUCAGAACAAGAGCUGGAAGUAUUUGACCUGAGUAAAUAUACCACCACAGACAACAUAUUAGAUUGGGUUCUUGUGAAGGUCAUGCCUGUGGUUGCAGCAUCCAGAAAAGCAUUUAUCAGAUGUGGAACAAUUAAAGGGAGAAGUUGGGCGGCUCUGGACUCAAUACUCAGCCCAGAAAGAGAACUGCAUCUGAGCGUGAAUUCAAUAUACCUGUCUCAGAAUAAACUGGGAGACUCGGGAGUGGAGCGUCUCUCUCUCGUGCUGCAGAAUCCACACUGUAAAGUGGAGACUCUGAGGCUGCAGCUUUGUGGUGUCACAGGUGAAGGUUGUUCUGCUCUGGCGUCAGCUCUGAGAUCAAACCCCUCACACCUGAUAGAUCUGGAGCUGUCUAAUAAUGAACUCGGAGACUCAGGAGUGAAGAGUCUCUCUGCUGUACUGGAGAAUUCUCUCUGUAAAUUGGAGACACUGGGGUUGUGUGAUUGUGGUAUCACAGAUGAAGGCUGUUCUGCUCUGACCUCAGCUCUCAGAUCAAACCCCUCACACCUGAAAGAGCUGCAUCUGUCUAGGAAUACUGUAGGAGACUCAGGAGUGAAGAGUCUCUCUGCUGUCCUGGAGAAUCCGGACUGUAAACUGGAGACACUGAGGUUGCAGUGUUGCUGUGUCUCGGAUGAAGGCUGUGCUGUUCUGUCUUCAGCUCUGAGAUCAAACCCCUCACACCUCAGAGAGCUGAAUCUGUCUCAGAAUGAACUCGGAGACUCAGGAGUGAAGAGUCUCUCUUCUGUACUGGAGAAUCCGGACUGUAAACUGGAGACACUGAGGUUGUUUAAUUGUCGUAUCGCAGAUGAAGGCUGUGCUGCUCUGGCUUCAGCUCUCAGAUCAAACCCCUUACACCUGAGAGAGCUGCAUCUGUCUGAGAAUAAAAUGGGAGACUCUGGAGUGAAGCGUCUGUCUGUUGGACUGGAGAAUCCUCUCUGUAAACUGGAGACACUGAGGUUGUGUGGUUGUGGUGUCUCAGAUGAAGGCUGUGCUGCUCUGAAUGUGGCUCUGAGAUCAAACCCCUCACACCUGAGAGAACUGGAGCUGCAGGGGAAUAAAAUUGGAGACUCCGGAAGGAAUCUGCUGUCUGCUCUUCAGGAUGAUGAACAAUACAGUCUACAGGACCUGAUGUUGUGUAACUGUGACGAUCCUGAAAAAGGCUGGAGGGCUCUGAUCUCAGAGCUUAGCUCAGAAACCUCCAAUCUGAAUGAAAUGCAUCUGACUGUAAAUACAGUGGAUCUGACUGGGAAUAAUGUAGGGGACACAGGAGUGAAGCAUCUCUCGGCAGGACUGGAGAAUCCUCACUGUAAAGUGGAGACGCUGAAGUUGGACUCUUGUCAUAUCUCUGAUGAAUGCUCUACUGCUCUGGCUUCAGCUCUUAAAUCAGACCUCUCACACAUGAGAAACCUGUAUCUGUCUAAGACUAAUCUAGAAGAUUCAGGAGUGAAGUGUCUGUCUGCUGGACUGGCGAAUCCUGACUGUAAACUGGAGACACUGAGAUUGGGGUGUUGUGGUGUCACAGAUGAAGGCUGUGCUGCUCUGGUUUCAGCUCUAACAUCAAACCCCUCACACCUGAAGGAAUUGCAUUUGACUAAGAAUAUUCUAGGAGACUCAGGAGUGAAGAGUCUCUCUGCUGUACUGGAGAAUCCUGACUGUAAACUGGAGACACUGAGGUUGGAUGGUUGUGAAAUCACAGAUGAAGGCUGUGCUGCUCUGGCUUCAGCCCUGAUGUCGAACUCCUCACACCUGAGAGCUCUGGAUCUGUCUGAGAAUAAAAUAGGAGACUCAGGAGUGAAGCAUCUCUCAGCUGCACUGGAGAAUCCAAACUGUAAACUGGAGACACUGAGGUUGUGCUCUUGUGAUGUCUCAGAUGAAGGCUGUGCUCCUCUGGUUUCAGCCCUGAGAUCAAACCCCUCACACUUGAGGGAACUGGAGCUGUAUGGAAAUAACCUGGGAGACUCAGGAAAAAAACUGCUCUCUGCUCUUCAGGAUGAUGUUGAUGAAGUGUUUUGGUGAUGAACAUCUGUGUCUGAAGACUCCUGCAUUUCCAUGUUGGAGAAUAGAGAACACCUUUAUUCACAUGUCAGUCAUUUAGUUUACAUGAAAUAGACUCAGAGAAGUGAAUCAGUGAAUCAUUGAAUCAGUGAAUCAGUGAAUCAGGCUGCACAAACUUCUACACUGAGGCAGUACUGGAUCCAGACAUUAGAUUGAACUCAGAACAGCUGGAAUGGAGACUGUGUGUUGAUCAGAAGACCUCAGUGUGUGAGAUCCUGAAGUUACUGAGACACAGCGAUCCUCCUGCACCUUCAACUCCUCCUUCAGUCUGAAUGUUUGACACUCGUUUGUACUUUGAAGACACUGAGGCACAGAGAAAGUUUUUUAAAAGUGUGAUGAUUUUUUAAUUAUUAUAUUAAUAUUUUUAAAUAAAGAAAAAAUAUUUUUGAAUAUUUAUAUUCAUAUUUUUUUAAAUAAAGAAAUGUACAAAUUAUUUUUGAACAUUUAUAUUUAUAUAUUUGAAAUAAACAAAAAGAGUAGAUUUUCAUAACUUGCACUCACACUCUUAUAGUUCACUUAAUCUACCACGGUGUCUGGAGCAGGUUCAGAAGGUUUAGGAAAGAGGAAACUGGAGGCAGACUCCAAACGUGCUUUAUUUUAACUUCUCACCAUUUUAUCUAAAUGCACAUUCACACACAGCACACUCUGCUUCGCUCUCCCUCUUUCAGCAGAGAACAGUCAUUUAUGUAAUUUAACACAAGCGUGUGAUCCUUAUCACUCCUUUUCACUUUUGGUUGAUGCUAAAUAGCAUUUUGUUGCUACAUACCUGUACUUUGCAAUGACAAUAAAGAUCUCUCUCUCACACA
Molecule: messenger RNA, 5164 nt
Organism: Hemibagrus wyckioides
Lineage: Eukaryota; Metazoa; Chordata; Actinopteri; Siluriformes; Bagridae
Product: NACHT, LRR and PYD domains-containing protein 12-like
Exons: 19
Coding region: 375-4319 (1314 amino acids)
Molecular function (GO): protein binding
Source: RefSeq, a predicted model, not a curated record